Musa acuminata AAA Group (dessert banana) is the source of this 1702-nucleotide messenger RNA. RefSeq lists its product as uncharacterized. The record is from RefSeq and is a predicted model, not a curated record. Lineage: Eukaryota; Viridiplantae; Streptophyta; Magnoliopsida; Zingiberales; Musaceae. The transcript has 4 exons. The coding region runs from base 104 to 1453 and encodes 449 amino acids.
CCCAAUUCUACUACAGCCCACGUAGCCCUGUCAACCAAAAGCCUCUCUCUCCCUCUCUCUCUCUCUCUCGUGCUAUCUCACCAUCGACAAUCCAUCGAACACCAUGCGGGGCUUCGGCAAGCUAGCCGCAGUCUCCGGCCGGCCCAUGACCGUCCCCGCCUCCGCCGCGGCGGUGUCCUACUCCACCUUGACUGGUGGAGGCGGUGGAAGAGGAAGAGGCCGGGGUUCUGGGACCCCGUCCCGUGUCCCGGGCCAACCCGAUUCCAACGCCGGUGAUGACGACCUUUUCGCCCCUCCAGGCGUCGGCCGCGGGAGGGGACAACCCGUGCUUCCUUCGUCUCCCGUCCUUCCCUCCUUCUCGUCUUGGAUGUCUUCCGAGAAACCCGCCGUCGGGCGGGGCCGCGGUCGCUUAGCGCCGCCUCCGCCGGAUUCCUCCGAAACCUCUUCUGAUAUGCUACCUAAAAAGCCCAUAUUUUUCAAGCGGGAGGAUGUCGCCGUAUCUCCGGUAGAGAAGCCUGAGUUUGCCGAUGCGGAUGAAGUCGAACCGCUUCCUCUCAGCCUGUCCUCUGGACUCGCUGGUGCCGGAAGGGGCAAGCCCACCCGAUCGGCUGAACCCGACUCCAGGGCGCGCGAGGAGAACCGGCAUCUCCGGCCAAGAGCGGCUCCAAGGUCGACACUGGGAACAUCUGAUCAGACGUCGAGCCAGCCUAGAAUGGGACGGGAGGAGGCCGUGAGGAAGGCGGUGGAGGUCCUGUCUCGCGGCGGCCCCGGCGGUGGGAGGGGUCCUGGUAGGGGAAGAGGAGGGAGAGCAAUGAUGCGAGGAAGAGGGAGAGGUGGGAGAUUUAGGGGACGAGGAGCGGGGGAAGCUGAUGAAGAUAUUGGCAUUUACCUCGGAGACAAUGCUGACGGGGAGAAGCUGAAGAAGAGGCUUGGAGAAGAGAAGAUGAAACAGUUGUCUGAAGCGUUCGAGGAGAUGAGCUGGACAGCUCUGCCUUCUCCAUUUGAGGACGCAUAUUUGGAUGCUGUACAUACUAACAACAUGAUCGAAUAUGAACCGGAAUACUUGGUUGAUUUUGAUAAUCCGGAUAUUGAUGAGAAGCCUCCAAUGUCCCUUCUUGAAGCACUGGAGAAAGCUAAGCCAUUCUUGAUGGCAUAUGAAGGGAUACAGAGCCAAGAAGAAUGGGAGGAAGCUGUGAAAGAAAUUAUGGAAAAGCUACCUUAUAUGAAAGAGCUUAUGGAUGUUUACUGUGGACCUGAUAGAGUUACUGCUAAGCAACAACAGCAAGAGUUGGAAAGAGUGGCAAAAACUCUUCCAGAGAAUGCAGCUUCUUCCGUGAAGAGGUUUACUGAGCGAGCACUUCUGUCUCUGCAGAGCAACCCGGGCUGGGGUUUCGACAAGAAAUGCCAGUUCAUGAACAAGCUUGUCUGGGAGGUAUCACAGUAUUACAAGUAGUGACUGGAUACCUAUGAGACAUGGUCUCUGCUGAAGUGUCCUCUUUUUCUUUAGUAAAUCAAAGAAGCUUUUGUGGAAGCUGAGAGGAGUUAAGAUUUCUGAUCAACAGACAUGAUGCAUCUGAUAUGCCAUGCUAUUUAGCACCUUUUCUUUCAAUCUUUUGAAUAAAUGUCUUCCUACUAGCUUGUGUGGACUGAAAAGUUCUGUUUAAUUAUCUGAAGACGACAAAUAGGAGGUUUGCCGUUUUCC